Molecule: messenger RNA, 1008 nt
Organism: Paramacrobiotus metropolitanus
Lineage: Eukaryota; Metazoa; Tardigrada; Eutardigrada; Parachela; Macrobiotidae
Exons: 1
Coding region: 1-1008 (335 amino acids)
Biological process (GO): DNA integration
Molecular function (GO): nucleic acid binding
Source: RefSeq, a predicted model, not a curated record
AUGAUCGGUGUUGACUAUGGUUCGAAAUGGGUUGUCGCACAAGCGGUAGAAGCGAACGACAGUGCUACGCUAGCACAGUUCGUGUUUGAAAAAAUAAUUAUGCCGUUUGGUGUGCUGAAGAAUCUGACGUCGGACAGAGGGUCCAACUUUAUGUCAGACAUGUUUGGUGAAUUGUCCGCCGUCAUGGGAAUUGCACACGUGCCGGUAGUUGCUUACCACAAUAUGGGAAACGGGUUAGCAGAGAAACGUGUGGGAGAAUUUAAGAAAGCAAUAUCUAAAUACAUAAACGAUGAGCAAACAGAUUGGGAUGUGUACCUCCCAGCUAUCUGUUUCGCCUUUAACACGAAGCCGGUAAAACGUAUUGGCGGUUUUACACCUGCGAAACUGAUGUAUGGUGAAGACUUGCGUUUACCGCAAGAUAACUUCAUUCCGAAGUAUGACGGCGACGAGGACUUUCCGAUUCCUGCGCAUUUGUUUAUUCAGCAUUUACAGCUGACAUUGUCAGAUGCACUGGAUCAGGUACGAGCGGAAGAAACGCAGCAGCGUCUGAAAGAUAAGAUCCGGUACGAUGCUAACGCACGAGAAGUUGAAUAUGCAAUUGGCGAUCAAGUCAUGGUGCGAGCUAUGGCGCGUACGAAAGGAAAGCAUAAGGCGUUUGAAGGCCUUUGGCGCACCGGAUAUGAGGUGAAGGCGAAACUGUCGAGUAUUCACUACAGAGUACAAUGCAACAAAAGGGGAGCAGUGAAACUGGAUGUAGUGCACGUAUCGCAGAUGCGACCGUAUAAUAUGCGAAAACCGGAUGAGCCGGAGCUGACUGAUAUGGAAGAUAUGAGCGCAAGUCAUAAGCCGCUUAAGCCCGUAGAAAAAGAACUCGAAGACGAGAUUGAGGAGUUUCCUGUUAGGCCAGAGUUGCCAGAACCGGAAGUCGAGGAUGUUCCCGUCGUUCCUGUGAGAACGAGAUAUGGAAGAAAAGUGAAACAGCCGGACAGGCUAAUUAAUAAACAGUAA